AUGCGCGUCCUCGCAUCGCCGCUGCUGCGCUUCGCCUCCCUCUCUCUCGCCUCCGCCGCACGCGCUCAAACCCACUGCCACGUCAGCAGCGCUCCCUUCAACCGCCUUGCAACCCUUGCGUGCCCCGCCGCGCGCCACUCAGCGAACGGACUUCCCGCCGCAUUCCCCGCCGGGUUCCGCGGCACUUCCAUCCUGGCGUCGUCGGCCUCGCCGCCGUCACCUCCUGCCAACGAAGCAGCGGCGCGCAAGCGAGCCAAGAUGGCGGCAGCAGGAGAUGCGGCGGUGAGCGCGGGGAACGGCGAGCAGGCGGGAGCCGCGCGGAAGCGCAUCGGGACGCACAACGGCACGUUCCACUGCGACGAGGCGAUGGGGUGCUUCCUGCUGCGCCGCACGCUCAAGUUCCGCGACGCGGAUGUGGUCCGCACCAGGGACGAAAAGGUGCGCGCCGCAGGGCGUAGAAGCGCAGCAAUGCCGUUUUCACCCUUGGUUCUCACUCGUACAUUACGCCCUCCCCGCCCCCUUUCCCCCUUCCCUCCCCGCUGUGCGCGCGCGUGCCGGGGGUCCGCGGGUGCUGGCGGAGCCGAACGGGUGCUAGCAGACUUGGACGCGGUGAUCGACAUGGGGGGCGUGUACGACCCCCUCCACCGACCGCUACGACCACCACCGACGCUAUCCCCUCCCCCUCCCCUCCCCCUUUCCCCCCCUUCCUCCUCCCCCUUCUCCCCCCUCACCCCCUCCCCCUCCCCAUGCUGCGUGUGUGCGGCGCAGGUGCUGGCGGAGUUGGACGCGGUGAUUGACGUGGGCGGGGUGUACGACGCCGCAACGGACCGCUACGACCACCACCAGCGCGGCUUCACGGAGGUGUUUGGCCAUGGCUUCUGCACCAAGCUCAGCAGCGCGGGGCUCGUGUACAAGGUGGGAUACUGGGGGGGAGGGGGGCGCUCGUGUGCAAGGGGGGAGGAGGGGGGGCUGAUUCUGGCUUCCGCACCACUCUCAGCAGCGCGGGACUCGUGUACAAGCGGCACGGAGAGGAGAGGUGGCGCAUCAUUGGUGCUUGCCUCGCCAUCCUCACGCCCGUGCUCACUCAUCUCCCUCGCCCCCUCUCCCCCUGUCCCUCCCCUCCCUGCCCUUCCCGCGCCACUCCUUUCCAUGUGGGGCGAGCAGCACUACGGGGAGGAGGUGGUGGCGGGGCUCAUGGGGCUGCCUCAGACACACGCGGACGUGCACAAGGUGUACCUCGCUGUCUACCGCUCCUUCAUGGAGUCACUGGACGCGAUAGACAACGGGGUGAACCAGUUUGAGUCGGAGCACCCACCGCGCUACGUGAACAACACGCACCUCUCAGCGCGCGUGGGGCGCUUCAACCCCGACUGGCUCGACGACGCCUCCCCCGCCGCCCAGGACGCCGCCUUCCAGAAAGCCAUGGCUCUCGCUGGGGAGGAGUUCGUGGAGGCAUGCUGCCAUUCCUUCCCGCUGAGAGGCAUGCUGCCAUUCCUUCCCGCUGAGAGGCAUGCUGCCAUUCCUUCCCCGUUCCUCGAACCUGCCACCUGUGCUCGCCGCUCGUCACUCCCUAAUCCCCUUCCCCUACCAUCUUUCUCCUGGUUCACACCCCACCCUACGCCUCACACCGCCCCACUGCACCACCCCAACACACCCCUUCAGGCGGCGGUGACAUACACGGCGCGCAGCUGGCUGGCCGUUUUGACGCGUCUCAAAACCGCAACCCCCACCCCUGUGCCCCAACCCCUGCCCCAACGUCCUGCCCCACCCCCCUGGCAGGCGGUGAGCUACACGGCGCGCAGCUGGCUGCCGGCGCGCAGCAUCGUGGAGGAGAGCAUCGCGGCUGCCGUGGCAGAGCAUGGCACGGCGGAGAUCAUCACGCUCAAACAGUUCUGCCCGUGGAAGGGGCAUUUGAGUGAGCUGGAAGGGGAGUUGAAGCUCAACCCUCUGCCCAAGUACAUGCUCUAUGAGGACGACCGGGCCAAGCAGUGGCGCGUGCAGGCCAUUUCAGUGGCGCCAGGCAGCUUUGAGAGCCGCUGCCCGCUGCCCCUGGACUGGAGGGGCCUGCGUGAUGAUGAGCUGUCGGAGCGGUCGGGCAUUCCACGGGGGGUGUUUGUGCACAUGAGUGGCUUCAUUGGUGGUAACCACACGUACGAGGGCGCCCUCGCCAUGGCCAAGGCUGGUCUGCCCGAAGGUGCUGCUGCUGAUGCUGCCAAGGCUGCCGAAGCUGCUGCUGCCACUGUUGCGUGA
Molecule: messenger RNA, 2250 nt
Organism: Closterium sp. Naga37s-1
Lineage: Eukaryota; Viridiplantae; Streptophyta; Zygnematophyceae; Desmidiales; Closteriaceae
Source: the annotation of a GenBank genome assembly